AUGGCUAGCACUGACAGCACCACCACUUCUGGAAGGGUAUUUGCACCGCCAAUUUGGAGAUCCAAUCAGUCAAAAUCUCAGGAAGAGAAUGUUGCAAGCUUUCGUGUGUAUGUGACGGAUAUGACGAAGAAGAUGAACAGUCACCUUGAAUUUUUGGAAAAAGGAAUUUCAAGAGUGGAGAAAGGGAAAAAAGAAAAAGACGAGUCAGAAGAGGUGGAGGAGGAUACUUCAGAAGAAGAGGAUACGGAGGAAGAUGAGGAGACUGAUGAGAAUGCUGAAAGCGAUCUGAAUUCCGAUUCCGAAACUCGUAGUGAGGAAAAGAAUGUUGUAGAGUCAGAUGCAUCAUUCGAGUCAGAGAGUUAUGACUACGACGAUGAUGAUGAUGAUAGUGAUGCAAAGUCUGACUCUGGAAAUUAUCAUGAAGCAAAUGAAGAAACAAGCAAAGACUCUUCCAUGUUUGCUAUGAAAAUUCCUGAUUAA
Molecule: messenger RNA, 480 nt
Organism: Chenopodium quinoa (quinoa)
Lineage: Eukaryota; Viridiplantae; Streptophyta; Magnoliopsida; Caryophyllales; Amaranthaceae
Product: YTH domain-containing protein 1-like
Exons: 2
Coding region: 1-480 (159 amino acids)
Source: RefSeq, a predicted model, not a curated record